Messenger RNA from Tilletiaria anomala UBC 951, 2328 nucleotides. Its product is annotated as MBOAT-domain-containing protein. The transcript is spliced from 5 exons. Bases 478 to 2136 code for a protein of 552 amino acids. NCBI's taxonomy places the organism in Eukaryota, Fungi, Basidiomycota, Exobasidiomycetes, Georgefischeriales, Tilletiariaceae. Gene Ontology annotation, biological process: lipid modification; glycerophospholipid biosynthetic process. Gene Ontology annotation, cellular component: endoplasmic reticulum; membrane. The record is from RefSeq and is a predicted model, not a curated record. Gene Ontology annotation, molecular function: 1-acylglycerol-3-phosphate O-acyltransferase activity; 1-acylglycerophosphocholine O-acyltransferase activity.
GUUGCUCAUUAUUGCGUAUGAGGUGUCAGCCAAGGGUUGGUGGAACAUGUGCUUUUGUGACAUGGGUGAAAAAAGCCCCAACUUUUCUCGCUUUAUACGGCGUUUGGAUGAUGUCUCACAUGCCGAUCCUCGAUCACUUCUUCCACUCAACAAGUUCUUUCCCAUCGUUGCACUGAGCAUGGACGUGACUUUGUCCCCAACGCAAGCACUUCUCCACUAGGCAAAGCCUCUUCACCGCACCGACGCACCUUCAUGGUCGGCUUGGAAUUAUCAGUCUUGUGCAUGCGUUGGCUCGGGGUAACGGGGCACCUCGGUUCUUGAAUACGCAGGUGUGCAUGGUUAAGAAGCGACUCGGGUUGUCGUUUUUGUCACUGCUCACGCUCGCAAAGUCACCACAUCUGCAAGAUCGUCGGACUCGUUCUAUCCAAAGCCCUCCGUGAUCUUUAUAUUUCUUAAUUUUUGGUGAAAGACGGCAAUAUGGUGUCGGAGUGGCUUUCUCAGCUAUCCAGCCUGUCGGGCACGCCGGUCGACUACCUCAAGCUUUUCGGCUUGUUCCUUCUGUCGUAUCCCCUAGCCUACCCAUUGCCGUAUCUGUCCCCAAGGGCCAAGCACAUUGCCAAUGUGGUCCUUUCCACUUUCUUCCUGGUUCCGGUGAUGAACCUCUAUAGCGGCUACUUGCAGCUUCUCGGUACGAGCUUGCUGACAUACGUGAUGGUCAAGUACAAGGUUGGUGGAAAGCGGAUGCCCUGGCUAGUGUUUGCCGGCCAGAUGGGGCAUUUGACGAUCAAUCAUCUCGUACGCCACUUUGGUUCGAUUCCACUCACCACCAUCGAGAUCACAGCUGCACAAAUGGUCCUCGUCAUGAAUCUCACUACGUUUGCUUGGGACUGCUAUGACGGCCGCCAACGUUCCGUCGAACAAUGCGACGACGCACAAAAGAAGACACGUAUCGCCGAAAUGCCCAGCAUUCUCGAGUUCCUCGGGUAUGCCUUUUACUUUCCGGGUGUCAUGAUCGGUCCUAGCACGCGAUUUGCCGACUACAAGAAAUGGGCAGACGGCUCAUUAUUCCCGCUUAGCAAGUCGGAAAAAGCUAAGGGUGAAAAUGGGAAGCCAGUCGUUAGCGUAAACGGCAACGGGCCAGGGCAUGAGCCUCGACCUCCCCCUGCAGGACGGGUAUCCGCAGCUCUCACAGAACUCGGCGUCGGUCUGGUUUUUAUGGCUAUUUACAGUCUCUAUUCGGCGCAGUGGGACUACUUCCGCCUCAUCACUCCGGUGGCGGAAGGUGGCGUUAGGGAAUGGGCCUGGUGGAAACGAAUCGCCUUUGCGAAUGCUGCUGGGUUUUUCGCGCGGACAAAGUACUACGCUGUUUGGAGCUUGACCAACGGCGCAUGCAUCAUGUCUGGUUUAGGUUUCUACGGCAUCAGUCCAGACGGGAAGACGAAGUGGAACAGAUGUCAAAAUAUCAACAUUGCAAAGAUUGAGUUCGCCAACAACUGGAAGGAGCUCUUGGAUGCUUGGAACAUGAACACAAAUGUCUGGCUCCGGAAUAAUGUAUACAAACGUCUCACGCGACCCGGCCGCAAGCCGGGGUUCAAGACAACUAUGGCCACUUUCCUGACGAGCGCAUUUUGGCACGGUGUAGCACCCGGCUACUACGUCGCAUUCUUCCUUGCCGGCGUGCAGUCCUCCAUUGCUCGUCAACUGCGACGGCACGUACGCCCGAUAUUCUUUGCCGACACACGCGCUCCCAACCCAUCCUUUGGCACCCUCAGCCGGUAUUCGCCAUCGCAGCUGGUCUACGCGGGCUGUUCAAUAGCCGCUGUGCAAUUCACGCUCAACUUUACCGUUGCGCCAUUCUUGGUGCUGGACUUUGGCAAGAGCAUCGCAGCAUACCACAGCAUGUGCUGGUACGGGGCCAUCAUGGCGUUCGGUAGCAUGGUUUUCUUUAGAAUGGGAGGCGCCAGGUGGCUCGACCAACAGAGUGGGCGCGUUCGCAGGCCCAGAGGCGUCACCAGCGCAAGCGAUAUCACGGACGGCGACGAUGAAGUUGCAGGAAGCAAAAAGACGGCUGGCGAGCACUUGGUGCCAGAUCUUGAUGCAGUAGAGGCGGUGGCGAAGGAAGCAGUCGCCAAGUAGAAGGGUCGCUAAUAAUUCGGGGACGAAGGCAAGAAGUCAAUCGAUUAAGUGGGGUAGCAGGCACAGCAAGCUGGACAAGGGCUGUAGAAAGAUACGAGCCAAAGCCACAAGCUAAAUGAGUAGCGAUAAAACGGCCUCAGCAAUGCUUAAAUGAUGUCAGCUACAUGUAUUAAAUGAGCUUGCGAGUGAUCC